AUGGAGAUCAAGGAUUCGAAGGAAUUGAAGUGGCCUCCCAUAUUGCGGUAUCCACCCGAUACUCAUGACAAGAGUAAGUACUAUGAUUUCUGUAGAGAUCAUGGACAUAUAACGGAAGACUGUUUCGCCUUGAAGCAGGAGAUUCAAGCUCUUAUAAAAAGGGAAUUUUUGGACCCUUUCGUUAGUAAUGACAAGUGCCCAAGGAAUAAUCAGAACAGAGAUAAAGGCCAGAGGGUCGGGGAAACAAGCAACCAACUGCAGUUACUAUCAAUAUCAUUGUCGGAGGAACAGCCUCGGGAGGAAAUUCUAGUAGCGGGCGUAAACAUCAAGAGAAUUCUGGUAGACAACGGAAGUGCAGCUAAUGUACUGUCUCAUGAAGCCUUUGUUCAAAUGGGGAUCUCAUCGGAGCAUCUCAAGCCAAUCAAAGCAACUCUCCAAGGAUUUUGA
Messenger RNA from Olea europaea var. sylvestris, 447 nucleotides. RefSeq lists its product as uncharacterized. The transcript has 2 exons. The record is from RefSeq and is a predicted model, not a curated record. Bases 1 to 447 code for a protein of 148 amino acids. Lineage: Eukaryota; Viridiplantae; Streptophyta; Magnoliopsida; Lamiales; Oleaceae.